Nylanderia fulva is the source of this 1801-nucleotide messenger RNA. Lineage: Eukaryota; Metazoa; Arthropoda; Insecta; Hymenoptera; Formicidae. The record is from RefSeq and is a predicted model, not a curated record.
CUUUCUGUCUCGCGCGCGCGCUUUCGUCCUCUUUCUCUCUCUCUCUCGCUGUUUACCCGACUACCCCUUCUCGGCGAAACCUCUCCCGCCGACGAAAAUUCGAAGCAACAGGACGCGCGUCCUCCGAACGAGGAAGGAAUCGGAGAGAGGAAAUCUGCCGCGAAAAAUUUUUGUCUCGGCCCGCGCGAAAAGAAGAAGAAAAGUGAGAAGAGGGUGAAUGAGCGGCGACGAAGGAGACGAGCCGCGAUAAGAUCCAGGAUCCAAGAUCGAUAUUCGAGGCGGAGCGCGCGAGAUCGCGUCAGUCGGUUCUUCAAGCGCCAGGAAGUUGUUAAUCCGUUAACUCGUUAACUAGCGGCUAGAUAAGAGAGGACGGAUAAACGAAGCCUCUGAAAGGGGGAAAAAGAGAUCGACGGGCUCGAAUCUCUCCGCACUCUAGUGCUGUGAAACUGUCUGGUGAUGCGUGAUCGAACAACAACUUCCUCGGAGGAGGCUGCCGUUCCUGCUGACGUCACUUCCACUUCCGUCGACGACGGUCCCGCGAGCGAGCUGGUACGAGGAGGAUCGUCGAUCGAUAUCGACGGCGACGGGACGACGGAUUCCGGCCUGUCGGGAUAUUCGCAUGCGACGGCUUAAGCCGAGGGUGAAAGGGUCGGUCAGGACCUUAAGCGGGAUAAAGGAGAACCGCUGCUGAGUCCGUCCGUCCGUCCGUCCGUCCGUAUCGGAAUCGAGGCAAGGAUUCUCAUGCACGCCGCGAACUUGCCCGGCAUCCCGUGGUCGAGAGGAGAGAAGGAGCAUGACGUAGUCGUCGGCGAGGGGGGCUCUUGGGAUGCUCCGGACUACUUCCGGCUAGGGCCGUCGUAUGGAGGGGCAGGACGUAAUCACCACGGACGGCAACCUGUUUCUAAACUUCACGAUUCGCAACGCCACGCAAGGCGACACCGACGAAUCCUUUUUUCGGAGCUUCCCUGGCAAAAACUCACCCUACACCACCACUCAGGCAAUCGCCCUCGCUCUGGUACUCGGCAGCAUCAUCGUCGGGACGGUGAUAGGCAAUAUCCUCGUGUGCUUAGCGGUGUUCCUCGUUAGGAAGCUACGGAAGCCGUGCAACUAUCUGCUGGUCAGUCUGGCGGUGAGCGAUCUCUGCGUGGCGCUUCUGGUGAUGCCGAUGGCAUUGCUAUACCAGAUAUCGGGCAACUGGUCCUUCGGCAAGCUCAUGUGCGAUCUCUGGGUCAGCUUCGACGUGCUCAGCUGCACCGCCAGCAUCCUCAAUCUCUGCAUGAUAUCCGUGGACCGAUUCUGGGCCAUCACGAAACCAUUGAAAUACGGAGUUAAGAGGACGCCGCGACGGAUGAUCAUCUACGUCAGCCUUGUUUGGUUAGGAGCGGCUUGUAUCAGUCUGCCGCCCCUGUUGAUAAUGGGAAACGAGCACACGUAUUCCGAGACCGGACCCUCGCACUGCUCAGUCUGCCAGAACUUUUUCUAUCAAAUCUACGCGACCCUCGGCAGCUUCUACAUUCCACUGCUCGUCAUGAUUGAGGUGUACUAUAAAAUAUUCUGCGCCGCGCGCAAGAUUGUUUUGGAAGAGAUAAAGGCGCAGCUUCACCUGGAGGUGCACUGCCAUCUCAACAUGGAGCCGCCGGCCGCCCAGCAUCCAGUCGCGCCUGCAGCGAACCGUCAAUUAAAUUCUUCCGACAUACAGACGAGUCAAGACAGCCCGCCGGUGAAACACAGAAGUUCCAGCGCGUCUACCACGAUCAAUGUUGUGUUCUACAGCUUCGCUGUUGCACAUCAUACUGUUUAA